GUCAGGCGCAGCAACCCCUUCGCUUCAGUCCCAGCGAGAGGAGGGCGGUGUAGUCUCCGCGGCGCUGCGGAGACCUCCACCCCGGACAGUUCUCCCUCCCCGGGCCUCUCCCCUCCUGCCCCCGAGCGUCCUCGCCUCCUAGGCCUGUCGUUUCUGAUAUCGUGGGGCGAGGUGAGAGCAGGCCCGGGGAGGGUGGCCACGCCGAGGAGCCGCAGUCUCUGCCAAGAUGAUAGAAGUCCUGACAACAACUGACUCCCAGAAACUGCUGCACCAGCUGAAUACCCUGUUGGAGCAGGAGGCGAGAUGUCAGCCAAAGGUCUGCGGCUUGAGACUAAUCGAAUCUGCACACGAUAAUGGCCUCAGAAUGACUGCAAGACUAAGGGACUUUGAAGUAAAGGAUCUUCUUAGUCUUACUCAGUUCUUUGGCUUUGAUACGGAGACAUUUUCUCUAGCUGUGAAUUUACUGGACAGAUUCCUGUCUAAAAUGAAGGUACAACCCAAGCACCUUGGGUGUGUUGGAUUGAGCUGCUUUUAUUUGGCUGUAAAAUCAAUAGAAGAGGAAAGAAACAUCCCAUUGGCAACUGACUUGAUCCGAAUAAGUCAGUAUAGGUUCACUGUUUCAGAUUUGAUGAGAAUGGAAAAGAUAGUACUGGAGAAAGUGUGUUGGAAGAUCAAAGCUACCACUGCCUUUCAAUUUCUACAACUCUAUUAUUCACUCAUUCAAGAGAACUUGCCAUUUGAAAGGAAAAACAGCCUCAAUUUUGAAAGACUGGAAGCUCAGCUUAAGGCAUGUCACUGCAGGAUCAUAUUUUCUAAAGCAAAGACAAAACCAACAAAAAGGCUGAUAGAUGAGAUGAGAAUGUGGCAGAUACAGAAUGGGGAUGAUGGUAAAGGAGAACUUCUUACACUAGUACUUUUUAGAAAUGUACUACUCACCAAAGAGUUCGCUAUUCAUCAAUUAGUGAUACACAUUAAGUAA
Molecule: messenger RNA, 979 nt
Organism: Octodon degus (degu)
Lineage: Eukaryota; Metazoa; Chordata; Mammalia; Rodentia; Octodontidae
Product: cyclin-G1
Exons: 5
Coding region: 227-979 (250 amino acids)
Biological process (GO): regulation of cyclin-dependent protein serine/threonine kinase activity; mitotic cell cycle phase transition
Cellular component (GO): cytoplasm; cyclin-dependent protein kinase holoenzyme complex; nucleus
Molecular function (GO): cyclin-dependent protein serine/threonine kinase regulator activity
Source: RefSeq, a predicted model, not a curated record